Molecule: messenger RNA, 2135 nt
Organism: Hippocampus zosterae (dwarf seahorse)
Lineage: Eukaryota; Metazoa; Chordata; Actinopteri; Syngnathiformes; Syngnathidae
Gene: impdh1b
Product: IMP (inosine 5'-monophosphate) dehydrogenase 1b
Exons: 16
Coding region: 323-2083 (586 amino acids)
Biological process (GO): GTP biosynthetic process
Cellular component (GO): cytoplasm
Molecular function (GO): IMP dehydrogenase activity
Source: RefSeq, a predicted model, not a curated record
CUUCGCUCCAGGGCCUGGCUUUGCUUUGUCCCGCUUCCCCGUUACGCCAACUCCCAACUCUGGCCGGUGACGUGGCGCUGGCUUAACAUUACCACGGUGACACCCGCUCUCUGGGAGAAUCUCCUUGGCGACGCCCCCCGCUGACACGCCUGUUGUCUCCUUUCAAGGCAGGUGCAUCCUGUGAGUCCUCCAUGCUUGGGAACAUCUACUGCUGCUGCCAGAUAAGCAUAUUUGGUCAACAACUUUCAAGGUUGUCACACGUGGAAUUCUCAAUGUAGUCUACAGUUUGCGAAGGAGCCAAACGUCUUAAGUCGAAGCGGAGAUGGACAUCUACGAGGGCCAACAGGUAGAGCGGAGGAGGAUGUCGGGAGACGCGCAAACCCGAGGGGAGCACUAUGUCCGGCACGAGACUGCGGCACAGCGUUACAGCGCCACCCGGAUCCAGGCGGGACUGGGCCCGGAGAGCAUGGCAGAUUACUUAAUCAGCGGCGGCACUGGCUACGUCCCGGAGGAUGGACUCUCGGCGCAACAGCUCUUCUCCAUCGGUGACGGCCUCACAUACAACAGAUAUGACCAACACUCGGACGGUCAAACGGCUGAAGAGCUAUGCUCUAAAGGAGAUGGGUUGACUUACAAUGACUUCCUGAUUCUGCCCGGCUUCAUUGACUUCACCUCAGAUGAAGUGGAUUUAACAUCAGCGCUGACCAAGAAGAUCACAUUGAAGGCCCCCCUCAUCUCCUCCCCCAUGGACACCGUUACAGAGUCGGCAAUGGCUAUUGCGAUGGCGCUAAUGGGAGGCAUUGGCUUCAUCCACCAUAACUGCACACCGGAAUUCCAAGCUAAUGAGGUCCGCAAGGUCAAGAGAUUCGAGCAAGGUUUCAUCACGGACCCGGUGGUGAUGAGCCCGCACCAGACGGUCGGCGAUGUGCUCGAGGCUAAAAUGCGCCACGGCUUCUCGGGUAUCCCCGUCACCGAAACUGGCAAAAUGGGCGGAAAGCUGGUGGGCAUCGUCACCUCCAGGGAUAUCGACUUCCUCUCAGAGAAGGACCACACCAAGCCCUUGGCGGAGGCAAUGACAAAGAGGGAUGAGCUGGUGGUCGCUCCGGCCGGCGUCACGCUGAAAGAAGCAAACGACAUUCUGCAGCGCAGCAAAAAAGGCAAGCUGCCCAUCGUGAAUGACAACGACGAGCUGGUGGCCAUCAUCGCCAGGACGGAUCUGAAGAAGAACCGCGACUACCCCCUGGCCUCCAAAGACUCGCGCAAGCAGCUGCUGUGCGGCGCCGCCAUCGGCACCCGCGAUGACGACAAGUACCGGCUGGACCUUCUGGUGCAGGCGGGCGUGGACGUGGUGGUGUUGGACUCAUCACAGGGCAACUCAGUGUUUCAGAUCAACAUGAUCAACUACAUCAAGCAGAAAUAUCCAGAAUUGCAAGUGGUGGGAGGAAACGUGGUGACAGCGGCGCAAGCCAAGAAUCUGAUCGAUGCGGGCGUGGACGCGCUGCGGGUGGGCAUGGGCUGCGGCUCCAUCUGCAUAACACAGGAAGUUAUGGCGUGCGGGCGGCCUCAAGGGACCUCUGUGUACAAGGUGGCAGAAUACGCCCGGCGCUUUGGCGUGCCCGUCAUCGCUGACGGCGGCAUCCAGACGGUGGGACAUGUGGUCAAGGCGCUCUCACUGGGAGCAUCCACCGUCAUGAUGGGCUCCCUGCUGGCAGCGACCACCGAGGCUCCCGGCGAAUAUUUCUUCUCGGACGGCGUGCGGCUCAAAAAGUACCGUGGCAUGGGUUCCCUCGAUGCCAUGGAGAAGAGCACCAGCAGCCAAAAACGUUACUUCAGUGAGGGCGAUGCAGUGAAGGUGGCCCAGGGCGUGUCUGGCUCGGUGCAGGACAAGGGUUCCAUCCACAAGUUUGUACCGUACCUCAUAGCCGGUAUCCAACAUGGCUGCCAAGACAUCGGGGCCAAGAGUCUCUCCGUGCUCCGCUCCAUGAUGUACUCUGGCGAGCUCAAGUUUGAGAAGAGAACCAUGUCGGCACAAGUGGAAGGAGGCGUUCAUGGACUUCACUCUUACGAGAAGCGUCUUUACUGAGCUGCGGAUGGGCCACCAUACCACCUUAUUAAAAAAAAAAAAAAAAACAAAA